Messenger RNA from Carya illinoinensis, 2351 nucleotides. Its product is annotated as L10-interacting MYB domain-containing protein. Bases 791 to 2290 code for a protein of 499 amino acids. The record is from RefSeq and is a predicted model, not a curated record. The transcript is spliced from 4 exons. Lineage: Eukaryota; Viridiplantae; Streptophyta; Magnoliopsida; Fagales; Juglandaceae.
UCUCCAAUCUUUUAGUGCGGGUUUCUCAUUAUCAUCACUACCAAGAGCAUUUCGCUUUAUCUGUCAAUAACUUUAUUUAUCAUCCUCGAAUUCAUUUGGUUUCGUUGUAGGUCAUCUACUCUGACCAAUAUGUGAUAUUCAUUCGCAUCUGUUAUUUUCGCCUGCUGCGUAUCUGUAAUUUGGUUCUGCAAUGUCAAUUUAUGCCAAAAAAAAGAACGAGAGAAAGAAACCUUACACAUUUGUUUAUUGAAUUGAUUCAUGGAAAUGUACAGUUUUUUCCCUUUCGAUGCUAAUGGAAAUAGUUUAUAUGAAGAGAGCCUUUGAGCGGUUGUGGUUUUUUUUUUUUUUUGUAUGUUAUUGAUUAAGUCGAGAGCAAGAAAUAAUUUUUGUGGUUAGGAAGCCUUACUUCGCUGGUUUUAUUUUUGCAUAUUGAAGAGUAAACCGUCAAAUGUCAAUAUUAGGUGUGGUAUGAAGCAAGCAUGCAGUAACUUAAGCGAUGCAAGCGUCUCAAGCCUUGAUGGAUGUUUGGAUAAGACAUGGAAAACAAAUUAUUUCUUUCUGCUAUCCAUAUCAUUUCUAGGAAUUCUCUAGGAAAUUGGGGGACUUGCUACGAGUUCUAGAACUGGCCUCAAAUACCUUUCUGAUGCGAGCUCUUCGAAAUAAGCAUAAAUUUUAAAAAUGUUAUGGUAGAGGUGCAUGGUUUUAUGAAUGAAACGUGAGCAAUGCGGAUCCCUUAGUACCAUGGGCUCUUAGAAAUUUAUAAUGAUGCCUUUUCUUGUAUUGUAGAAGUAUGGGUAUCCGAGCUCGAAAUGCUAGUGAUCGCUUGAGGACAAUUUGGACACCUGAAAUGGAUCGGUAUUUCAUUGACCUCAUGUUAGAGCAGGUUGGCAAAGGAAAUAGAUUUGAUGAUCAUUUAUUCAGCAAAAGAGCAUGGAAGCAUAUGACCUUAUUGUUCAAUGCAAGAUUUAAAUUUCAGUAUGAAAAAGAUGUUCUGAAAAACCGUCACAAAACACUAAGGAAUCUGUACAAGGCUGCAAAGAAUCUCCUUGACCAGAGGGGUUUUAGUUGGGAUGAAAAGCGUCGAAUGGUGACAGCUGAUAACAGUAUCUGGGACGAUUAUAUCAAGGUACACCCAGAUGCUCGUUCAUUCAGAAUCAAAAGCAUUCCAUAUUACAGUGAUUUAUGCACGAUAUACGGAAAUGCAACCUCUGAACAAAAAGGUAACAGUGUGCCAGAAUUAACAUUACCCACCUGUGAGAAUGGAACAAACUCAGCCACACAGCCAACAGAUGCUAGCGAAGUAGCUGCAGUGGCUCUUCCUGAAAUUCUGAUUGAUGAAGAUUAUGGAAUCUCUAUAUCAGAAAAAGUAGAUGAUGAUCCACUACCUUUGCCAAAUAUAAGUGAAACCACGAUAGGUAGCCGGUCCAGGACUUACUGGCAGCCACCGAUGGACCGUUAUUUUAUUGACCUUAUGCUAGAUCAAGUGCAGAAAGGAAACCGGGUUGAUGGUGUAUUCAGCAAACAAGCAUGGAUGGAGAUGAUUGCAUUUUUUAAUACUAAAUUUGGCUUUGACUAUGGCAUGGAUAUUCUAAAGAAUCGCUAUAAAACUUUGCGAAGGCAAUAUAACGUCAUUAAAAACCUUCUUGACUUGGAUGGUUUUGCAUGGGAUGAUACACGGCAAAUGGUGAUUGCCGAUGACUAUGUCUGGCAAGAUUAUAUCAAGGCACAUACCGAUGCACGACAAUUCAUGACUCGACCAGUGCCAUACUAUAAAGAUUUGUGUGUGAUAUGUGAUCCUAAUGCCGACGAAAGAGACUGCUUUCUAGGUUUAGAGCUGCAAAAUGAAGUUGACCAAGUCAAGAUAGGAAGAGUGCCAAAUACUUCUCAAUCUCCAGCCACAUCUUUUUCCAGCGAAGACCAAGUUGGUGAUGAGCAGGAAUCCACACAUACAGACCAGAAGAACAAGCGUCAAUUGGAAAACUGGUUAGAUUCUGGUCAAUUUAAAAAGUCGUGCCACAGAGAUGAGAGCAUGGUUAGUGCUCUUCGUGAAAUGGCUAGUGCGGUUUCUUCUCUAUCAGAUAAGAAGAAAGAUGAUGAGAACUCUAACUCCAUCCCGAUAGAGAAUGUGAUUGAAGCAGUUCAAGCGUUACCAGACAUGGAUGAAGAUUUUAUAUUGGAUGCCUGUGAUUUCCUGGAGGAUGAAAAGAAGGCAAAAACUUUUCUAGCAUUGGAUGUUAAAUUACGAAAAAAAUGGUUAGUGAGGAAACUUCGCCCUCAGCCACAGGAGUAGGAUUUCUGGAAGUUCUCUGUACUGUACUUUGCCAAAUCAUGAGCAUACGCGAAUUUUCUAA